Messenger RNA from Seminavis robusta, 1395 nucleotides. NCBI's taxonomy places the organism in Eukaryota, Bacillariophyta, Bacillariophyceae, Naviculales, Naviculaceae. The record is from the annotation of a GenBank genome assembly.
AUGGCAGAACCUGUGGUGGUCCAAGGCCAAGAAGUGAACUAUGGCAGUGCUACCAAUGUCCAGCACCAUGAGCAACAGGCAAAAUGUCAAGAUCCCCUAUUUGCUCCUCUCUUUUACGUUGACAUCAUUGCGAUUGUAGCAGUGGCCAUCCUCCGCGGCGAAGGUGCCUUGAACAAUCAAUACUUUUCGGAAGAAUAUCAAGGAUACUAUUAUUCUGCCCUUCUUGGUGGUGUGGUGGGGUUGAUCCUGUCCGGCCUCGGACUCCAAGUCAUGAUGUGUAUUCCGGAAACCCUCAUCAAGGCAUCACUCAUUUUCACUGUGAUCAUGUCGGCAUUCGUGAUGGUUGUGGCUUUCCUGAAUUCGAAUUGGUUUGCAGCCAUUUUGGGAGUUCUAUUCUUCCUGUUGACCUGCUGUUACGCGUAUUGCGUAUGGUCGAGAAUCCCUUUUGCGACCAUCAAUCUCGUCACAGCCAUUACAGCAGUCAAGGCCAACUGCGGAAUCACGGUUGCUGCUUAUAUCUUUACCAUCAUUGCUUGUUUCUGGUCCUUUAUCUGGGCCAUUGCCAUGCUGGGAGUUUUCGAUUCUGCCUACACGUGUACUAACUACGAAACUAGAACCGGUUGUACUGUUUCAGGUUCAGGGUAUGGAUAUCUGUUUCUCCUGUUCUUGGCAUACUUCUUCGGUCAUCAAGUCUUUCAGAACACAAUCCACGUUACCAUUGCUGGUGUGGUUGCUACUUGGUGGAUUGCGCCAGAUGAAGCCAGUUCUUGUUGUUCCUCGGCCAUCUGGGAUAGCUUGAAGCGAUCCUUGACCACCAGUUUUGGUUCGAUUUGUUUUGGGUCGCUAUUGGUGGCCAUUAUCCAAGCCUUGCGAGCGUUGGCCAAUACCGCCCGGUCUCAGGAUGAUGGAAUACUCCUUUGUCUCGCUGAGUGCAUUCUGGCUUGUAUCCAAGGUUUGAUUGAAUACUUCAACAAGUGGGCAUUCAUCUAUGUUGGCGUUUAUGGCAUGGGCUACUGUGAAUCUGGAUCCAACGUGAUGCAGUUGUUCGCCAACCGUGGUUGGGAAUCGAUUAUUGCCGAUGAUUUAGUUGGAAACACGCUGUUUCUGGUCAGUCUCGUGGUUGGUGGUCUGACGGGAGCUUUGGGUAUCCUAAUAGAGUGGUUGGCUGGUUGGAUCGACGAAGAUAAUCCGGGAGAUUCGAAAUUGAUGGCGUUUGGUUUGGGCUUUAUCAUUGGUGUGGUAUUGUGCAGUAUCCUGAUGAGUGUCAUUGCCAGUUCUGUGAAUGCUGUCUUGGUGCUGUUUGCCGAAAAGCCUGCUGAGUUUCAACAAAACCACCCUGACUUAUCGGCAAGGAUGAGGCAAAUUUGGUCGGAAAUCUACCCCGGAAGUGUUUAG